GAUGAUCGCUGAAACAGUUUAAACAAUUUAUAUCCAUUAAUUAACAAUUUAAAAAAUCAAAAUCGAGGAUUUUCCCUCAUGAAAUCUGGAUAAAAUCGUCGUAUUUAUGUUCUUCAACUCCUGGACCACGUCUUCAUCCAAAAUAAGGCCCAAAUAUCAAUAUUUUGGGUCUUAUCUCCAAUUGAAUAUUCCCGCGAACGACCGGCGCAGCUCAGGGUGGCGUAAAAAAGCCAAAAAAUCAUAAGUUACGGUGAUUCAGUGAUUUUUCAUGUGUCAGAGAUUCGCUGAAUUCCCUGAAGACGUGUUCAGUUCUCCAUUAAAUAAUAACGAUCCCCAGGACCUUCUGGAGGUCCUCCAGCCCUCGGUGAGGUGAUCCACGUCCAGCUCGCAUGCUGAACCCUCGGGAAAUAGCCUCGACAGAGUCUAAGGGCCUUUCCAUGACAUAAAUCGAGGAUAAAAGGACUCACCGAUAGCGAAGGAUCCAAAGGUCCUCGACCUUCAGUUGAUGCCAACGACACCAGCCCCCAGGCGACCCCUCUCCAGGAUGUCCAACCUCCAGAAAUCCAUCUCCAAGUCUCCAAAACUCCACAGACAGCAGUCGAUAACUCCAGCAGAACCAGAAUAUGACACCAACAGUGACUCCAAUUCUGAUGAUUCCACGAACGACAGUUCAGGUUUCACCUCCAGGAGCUCGUACCCCAGGUCCUCCAGGUCCCCUAGAGCCUCCAGCACCACUGAUGGUGACAAAAGAACCCCCAGAACUGCUCCAACUACUCAAAACCAGGUCCAGAGACCCAGAACAUCCCCUCGAAUUUCUGGAAAACAGGUCCCACACCAGAGGAACUACAUCUGCUGGGUCUGUGUGGCUGUCCUGGUGAUGGUGGUCGCCAUUUUGAGGACAAUGGACUCCAACGCGAUGAGUGUGGCCCAUUGGAUGGAGCCUGAGCCUCAGCUGGACAAGGAUCAGGCGAUUUUGGAGGCUCUGGUGGACCUGGGAAGGAAUAUGGACGUCAUCAGGGACAAGUUCAAGGAGCAGUCGCCCCCCAUAUGGCAGGAGCUGGAGGCAGGCAUUGCUGCGGUCAUCAAGGACCCCACGAGGCCAUCAAUAUUUCUACUGUUCUCCAAUGACGAGAAUCCCAUGUUCUGUCUUGCUAAAAUGAUCGGAAAUGCGAGUAAAACAGCUCUGAGAGCUGACGAGAACCUGCUGGUGUCCCCUGAGGACUUGGGGAACGACUAUGGAAGGGCGUUGGUGGAGUUGACGGAGAGAAUAGCGAGGCAGAAGGUCGUGAUCGUGGAGCAUCUUCUGGACAUCCACCCAGAAGCUCUGAAGGCCUUCCACAACCUCUGCGAUCGUGAGAAUCCCUCUGUGAAGGAGGCCAUCUACAUCCUGACGAUGAUUGUCGAUGGGUACAAUAACGAGUCGUGGCUGGACUUCGUCGAGAGCCAGUUGACGUUGAAGUUAGAAGGGAAUAUGGACGACGCGAAGGUCCAGCCCUUGAUCACGAGACUGACUGAUGGUACCAUCAUUCAUGUCCAGCCAGAACCUGGAGUCAAGAGCUGUCCCCUUCGAUACUGAUGAUCCUAACUCAUGAAUAAUCAUAAAUAAUCACAAUCAAUCAAUGAUUUCGUAUAAAAUACCUGUUAAUUAUGUUUCUAGGGUAUUAAUUAAGUGUCAAUCUAUUUUUUACGACAUCGAGAUUAAUUAUUUUGCCAUAAAUCAGCUAAAUGUUGACCCAUUGGAGAUGAUUGGUGUGAAGAAAAGAAUAGAAUUUAUGUAAUAAUUUAGAAAAUAAAUAAAUAAAAAAUGUUUGAUACGAUUCUGACUAAUUAUUCAUCAAUUUCUUUGUUGUUAACCUGUUGCCAGUGUUUAUUGCUUUUGCCAGGACUCACCAGACCCACGAAAUUAGUGUAAUUAAUGAUGUCCUGGAGGUUAUCUCCAGAUGAAAAAUGGAUUCAACGAUUUUACGGUAGGUCCCUGUGCCAAUUAACUGCAAUUAAUUACUGUCUGAUGAGCCAGACACCUUUUUAACGAAUAUUUCAUCCUCAUAAUGAUGAAGCAACAAAGGAAGAGGGAGAACAAAGAAGACAACAAGUUUUCUUAUGCCUCCAAUGAUAUAUUUCUCAUCAAAACAGAGAGUUCAAUAUUGACUUAAGAUUUACGUAUUAUUGUUUUUGUUUGUUCGUUUUAUUGUUAAAAUAAAUCUGUCGUUAUCUAAUAAGUCAUCAGUCCACGUUUAUUCCUUUGUUACCGUUCACCGAAUGGCGUCCCCCAGUUGGACGCCAUUUAACCCCUGAAAAUGGAGCUAAAAUGUGUGAAUGCAGACCGAGAAAUGGUGAUUAGUGUAAGGUGAUUAGUGUAGUGUCCAAUUAGAAGUGAUUAGUGAAGUUAAAUAAAUGAAAACCAAAGAUUUACACCUUUUAAACAAAUUGUUCUUGUCGAAUUCCUGUGAUUCAGUGUGAUUCAGUGUGUGGUAGUGCUCAGUGGGAUUUUCAUUACUUACCAGGACAACUAAUUAAUGCAGAAAGUAAUCCUCAAGGUAAUCAGCAUGGAAAGACAAUUACAAAUCAGUAUUCCGUAUUUACAGUAAAAAAUUCAUCGAUUGGUCGGUCUUACUUAUUCCAAAUGUUAUUUAUUUCGUGUUAGGUCAUUGUUGUCAGUCCCACCCUAUUAUUUAUCCCCAGGAAUUAUUAAUUAUUCCACAACCCAUGAAAUUCAGUGGAGAAGUGGUAAACAAACAAAAAAAUAAUGUUGACAAGACAUUCUUUAAGACCAUCAACUUUCUGGCAAAACAAUUACAUAAAUAUUUAUUAAACAAAUCACUGGGUAAUGACUAAACGUUAAAUUUCCCAAUAAAAAACCUUUUUCAUCUCCAAAUGGUCAAUUACAACAAACCAGUACGUGCUAAUAUUGUUUAUGAUGCACAAACCAUGACAAUAAAUAAAAAAAAAAUGUGAAAAAACCAAAGAAAACGAUCAAUAUUAAUAAACAACAAUUUACCACGUCUCACUGAACAAAGAAAUCAUCUCUUAACCCACAAAAUCAGUCAGUGACGUCUCUCAUCGUCUGUAAUAAUCCGUCGACUCUCGUUAAUUUCAUUUUACAUCCUACUUAAGCACUAAACGUUAAACUUUGUCAUUAACUCCUUAAUUACCCCCUCUACAACCUAAAACAGGUGAAACAUGAAAAAAUAUAAAAGAAAAAUCAAUAAAAUAACCAAAACUGUAAUCGUAAUCUGACGUAUUGUAUUAAGAUCUAGAUAAUCCUCAUUAAUGUGGAACCUAUACAAUAACAUUUUGGCUGAUAAGGAAGAAGAGA
Molecule: messenger RNA, 3316 nt
Organism: Diachasmimorpha longicaudata
Lineage: Eukaryota; Metazoa; Arthropoda; Insecta; Hymenoptera; Braconidae
Gene: TORIP
Exons: 3
Coding region: 506-1576 (356 amino acids)
Biological process (GO): membrane organization
Cellular component (GO): membrane
Molecular function (GO): ATPase activator activity
Source: RefSeq, a predicted model, not a curated record